This is a messenger RNA of Heterobasidion irregulare TC 32-1, 1053 nucleotides long. Its product is annotated as glycoside hydrolase family 28 protein. Gene Ontology annotation, biological process: carbohydrate metabolic process. The transcript has 12 exons. The annotation marks the transcript as partial. Gene Ontology annotation, molecular function: polygalacturonase activity. The record is from RefSeq and is a predicted model, not a curated record. Lineage: Eukaryota; Fungi; Basidiomycota; Agaricomycetes; Russulales; Bondarzewiaceae.
GGGGGCGAUGACGCGCCUGCGUUCGUCAAGGCCGUCUGGACUUGCGACACGGUGAUCGUCCCGAAGGACACGACCAUCGGCAUCGGGACUCGGAUGAACAUGACUGGUGUUUCUAAUAAGCAUAUCAGCGUGCAGGGGACCGUCAAGUUCACUGAUGACAUCUCGUAUUGGAUCUCAAACGCGUUCUUUUUUGAAUUUCAAAACCAGUCGACGUUUUGGGUUCUCGGAGGGGAGAACAUUGUUCUCGACGGAAAAGGAACGCUCGACGGCAGCGGUCAGGCUUGGUAUGAUGCUUUUGCUAGCAACAGCACGCUUGUCCGUCCCAUCAUGCUCACCAUUCUAAAUGGGAACGAUGUGAAAAUCCAAGACAUCCGCGAACUCAACGGUCCGAACUGGAACAACCUGGUUUAUCAGAGCAACAAUGUAGUCUACGAUAACAUAACCAUCGAUGCCCAGUCCACAUCCAAGAAUACUGCGAAGAACACAGAUGGUUGGGACACCUAUCGCAGCGACAAUGUCGUCAUUCAAAAUUCAGUCAUCAAUAACGGAGAUGACUGUGUUUCCUUCAAGCCAAACUCCACAAACAUUCUAGUGGCCAACUUGCAGUGCAACGGCUCUCACGGCAUCUCGGUCGGCUCGCUCGGUCAAUACCCAGGGAUAUUUGAUAUCGUCCAGAACGUAACAGCCGUAAACAUCACAAUGUCUAACGCACAGAACGGUGCACGCAUCAAGGCGUGGGCGGGUCCUAACGUAGGCGGCGGCAUCGUGAAGAAUGUCACGUUUCAAGACUUCUUUGAGACUAACGUUGACAACCCGCUCAUCGUCGACCAGUGCUAUAUGACCUCUGCAUCGGCAUGCGCCCAGUUUCCAUCCAACACUUACAUCCAGGACAUAUGGUUCAACAAUAUCUCUGGGACAUCCUCCGGAAAAGAAAAGACUGUCGUGGCAUCCCUGUCGUGUUCUCCGGACGGCAGGUGCAGCGAUCUCAAUGUCAACAAUAUCACACUUUCGCCACCUUCCGGUUCAGCAACAUACACAUGUCAAAAUGUGAAU